ACUGGGGUGUAUAUUCUUUGAGUUAAUUGUGUGUUUGUGUGCACAUGAGCACACACAAAGAAUUUGAUGAGAUUAUGCUAUUUAUUCUGUUUUGUAGCUUCUCUUUUUCAUUUAGCAAUAUAUUGUAAACUUUUUCCCAGGUCAAUAAACUGUUGCUUCAUAAGCUUUAAUGCUUGCAGAAUAUUUAAUUGUGGAGUUGUAGUACAAUUAUCUUAAUAUCUCAGAGUAUUUUAAAAUAUGAAUCUUGAAAACACUACUUCAGAUAUAUUUUUAAAUACUAGCCUUAGUUUUUAAAAUGUUUUCUAUGUCUUAGGACAUGUUAGAAAAAUAGACUAAGCAUAGCUUCUACAUCUUGUCGUUGCUUGCAUUUUAGACCAAAUCAUAGAACAAACUUUGAGAGUCAUGGAGACGAUCCUUCUUCCCUGUUUUAGAGGAGACCAAGCUCUUCUUCUUCUUCUUUUUUUUUCUUUUUCUUUUCCUUUUUUUUGAGAUGGAGUUUCGCUCUUGUUGCUCAGGCUGGAGUGCAGUGGCAUGAUCUUGGCUCACUGCAACCUACACCCCUCGAGUUCAAGUGAUUCUCCUGCCUCAGCCUCCCAAGUAGCUCGGAUUACAGGUUGCCAGGAUACAUCCAGGCAACAAAGGCUGCGGUUCCUGUUACUCAGCAGCCUCAAAAACUCACACCAACUCCUGCAAGGAAUGUGAAUCUUGGAGCUCCCAGCUAUUCUGUUCCUGUUUCCGUCAGCUCCUUCCCUGAAAACUCAGAGGUGCUCAGGCUAAAAGGCAAAAUAAAAAGAUGCCACAGGACCAGAUGCUGCCUAGGAGAGAGUAUGCAGAACCAGUGAGAAUGAGCCAGACCAGCUGCUCUCAACACUCCUGGUCAUCUUUGGUCUAUGAGUAGGAUCACUUUGCUGUGGCUCCCUCUGUGGCAGUGGUGGCCUUGUGGCUGCGGGAGAAUGGAAAAACGGCAUCAUGUUGACAAAAAAUCCUUCCAGGACAUUCUGUAAAUGUCCUAUGUGCAGAUAUGGUCAAAAUGAAAAAUUCAGGCCAACUGAGUGAACAUUUCUCCAGAGAUGCUUGAGAUCUUGGAGACAUCUCAGCCUUAAUGAGGACUUUGCAACAUUCCAGACUGCUGUCCUGCAAUGAAGCUCUGAGUCAUGGUCUGUGGGGCUAAGGUACUGGCAACAGUGUGAACCCCAGGACAACUAACCUCACUAACCUUCACUCUAAGCAGAAGCCCAAAGUGAGUCUGGCCUGAAAUCAGAGCAAGCACUACAGAAAGACAUCUUUGUUAAUGGAAAGAGGAAAGAAGAAAAGAAUUUCCAAUAAGUUACAACCAACUUUUCACCAUUCUAAAGAACCCACUUUCCUUAUCAACCAAGCUGGGCUUCUCUCUAGUGACUCCUAUUCUAGUCUUUCUCCAGAAACAGAGAGUGUUAAUUCUGGUGAAAAGAUAAAGACAGACACUCAGAAAAAGAGACCUGGGACUGUGAUACUAUCAAAAUCGUCAAGUAGAAGAAUUAUAUCGGAAAGCCAGCUUAGCCCCCCUGUGAUCCCGGCCCGCAGGCCUGCAUUCCGGGUAUGCUAUAUCUGUGGUCGAGAAUUUGGGUCCCAGUCAAUUGCCAUUCAUGAACCCCAGUGCUUGCAGAAGUGGCAUAUUGAAAACAGCAAGUUGCCCAAGCACUUGAGGAGGCCAGAACCCUCCAAACCACAGUCCCUCAGCAGCAGUGGGUCCUACAGUCUUCAGGCAACUAAUGAGGCUGCAUUUCAGAGUGCCCAGGCACAGCUGCUGCCCUGUGGAUCCUGUGGCUGCACAUUCUUGCCAAAUCAUCUUCCUGUUCAUCACAGAAGCUGCAAGCCAAAGGGUGAGGGUCGCAAAACACCACACUCUAACAGUUCUGAUCAUCUUACUGGCCUCAAGAAAGCUCGUAGUGGAACCCCAGCCCGACCAAGUACUGUUAUCUGCUACAUAUGUGGUAAGGAAUUUGGCACCCUGUCCCUUCCUAUUCAUGAGCCCAAAUGCCUGGAAAAGUGGAAAAUAGAAAAUAACCAGCUCCCUGUGGAGCUCCAGCGGCCACUCCCACAGAAGCCUCAGCCCCUUCCGAAUGCACAGUCCAGCCAAGCAGGACCAAAUCAAGUUCAGCUUGUGUCCUGCCCAAAUUGUAGCCAAAUCUUUACCUCAGACCUCCUUCUGGUACACCAGAGAAGUUGUAAAACUCAUCCUCAUUGGCCGAAAUAUCAAAAUUUGACCUUAGGGAGUAAAGGAGGCCUAAAAAUGUCCACUAAUUCCAAGCAGCAAAGCAACAGGGCAGCACCCAGUGUAACUGAUAAGGUAAUUCAUGCCACACAAGACGCAUUAGGUGAACCUGGUGGCGCCCUCUGCCUGUAGGGGAACCAGAGAAAACUGUCCCCAGAAUCAGCCACCUCAGCCCCUAUUAUUUUUUCUAUCAAUGCCUUGUAUCAGCCUCAAUGCAGCCUGUUCAAGUUAACUCCCCGUUGAACUCCAGGGCCUAUACCUCUCUUGGCUGAAUAGAUAUAAGAACAUCUUUGCCUGAUGGGUUCAUAUUCCUCUUCAAUUCUGCUGUCUAAAAGAAGAAGAGAUGGACUUCUUUCUUCCCUGAUCCCUGAUACAAAUAAUCCCUGGGAGAGACUGUAAUUUGAAAAUGAGUCAUUAAUCCUGUGUCUACAUUACAGAGAUAUAAUUCCCAUUCCAACAGCCAAUAUUUAUUGCCGGUUUAUUUUAGUCAUCUACCUUAGGAAUUCAUUUUUGGCAAUGCUGGGUUAUGCUGAGUUUAUCUUACUAAAAUAGAAUCUGUGUCAAAAACCCCAAAUGACUUUAGCAACAAUUAAACACUGAAGCACUUGCAAAAAUACACAUGGUCUGUAAAUACAGCAUAUUUUUUCUUUGGACACUUACAUGGUUGUAGUAAGUAGGAAAUUAACCCCAGUGUAGACACUGAAGCAACUAGGUUAUGUUCUGGGAGGUGCUUGAUUCCUGCUGCUGCUCUGUGCCCUGUGUUCAGGAUGAAGACAAGGCCCUGACGCCCCCCCUCCCUCCCCAACUUGGGCCAUUCUGAAUAAGCAUGACCCCGGAACCCCCAGCUUGAAUGGGAAAGAGUUUUUAGGGUUUUAUCUGAAGUUUCACCAUGGGCAAGGAUUGGAGAGAGAUGCUUACGAGGGUGGCUACCUGCAAGAUAGGGCCUGGUCCAUGUUCUUUGUCCAUUAAACCAGAUGGUGGAUGCUUUGUCUUGUGUCAACCUUACAGAAUAUCAAAUUAUGAGAAACAGGAAUUGGUAAAAGUC
Messenger RNA from Symphalangus syndactylus (siamang), 3299 nucleotides. RefSeq names its product zinc finger protein 474 (gene ZNF474). NCBI's taxonomy places the organism in Eukaryota, Metazoa, Chordata, Mammalia, Primates, Hylobatidae. The record is from RefSeq and is a predicted model, not a curated record.